Molecule: messenger RNA, 1056 nt
Organism: Paralichthys olivaceus (Japanese flounder)
Lineage: Eukaryota; Metazoa; Chordata; Actinopteri; Pleuronectiformes; Paralichthyidae
Product: axonemal dynein light intermediate polypeptide 1-like
Cellular component (GO): axoneme; filopodium
Molecular function (GO): dynein heavy chain binding
Source: RefSeq, a predicted model, not a curated record
CCAAUAAACCGAUCAAGAAGUACACUUUGGGAAAUACUCAAAGAACACGAAAGUAACAAGAGGUGAAUACAAUGAAGACUCCUAACAAAUGUGAUGACGUCCAGACAGCAUAAGCAACCUAUGAACCUCAGCCGUGUUCCACAACCUCCUAAACCCCAAACCACCUCCACUAUGGCCACUGCGAAGACAACUGUGGAUAUCCUGAAUGAAAUCUCUCCUCCCAGGGAAUUUAUGAAGAAUCAAAACAUCCCCAGUGCACCUGCUUCAAAACUAGAUGUUGUGCGCCUCCAGGAACUCCUGGACAAAAAGCUGCAGCAGAGGCAGGCCAACGAAAUGGGCAUCUGCCCUGUUCGCAGGGAGCUCUAUUCCCAGUGCUUAGAUGAGCUCAUUCGACAGAUCACAAUCUCGUGUUCUGAGAUGGGUCUGCUGCUGUUGCAGAUAAGAAAUGAGAUUCAAAUGACGAUGGCUGCCUACCAGACACUGUAUGAAAGUGGUGUGGCUUCUGGCAUGAGGAAGUUCCUGCAGGCUGAGCAGGCCAAGGCUGACAUGGAGAAAAGGAUUUCUGAUCUGGAGAAUGAGAAACACGACCUGAGGAAGGAAUUGGACCAAGAGAAAGCAAGAUCUGAUGCGACUGAAAUGAGAGACAAGCAGAAGGUGGAGAAUGAGAGGCUCACAGAGCAGAUAGAGUUCCUUAAGACAACCAAUGAGCAACUUAAGAUCCAACUGCAAGAGAUCGGCAAACCGAAGAAACAGGACGACUAAAGCAUUUAAUUACGCAUAGACUGCUGGGGGAACUCCACUCAUGAAUUGGGUUAGGGUCCUUCUCCAUAUGUCUCUCUACCUCUGGACUCUUUCAUCUCUCUGUGUGUCCUCACUCUUGUCCAGGUAUCUCUGACUCCAGAGUUGCUGGCCACAGAUUUGACACUCUUGUGAUCAUGAUGGGUAUUAUUUUCCGUUAUUUCCUCUCAUUUUGUUUACCUAUGAAAACUGUAGUAGUACUAAUAUACUGCACACAACCAACUUCUAAGGGUGGUGAAACUUCAACAAAUAAAAACU